AUGUCUGGAAUAUACAACCAUCGUCCUAUGGUUCCUGGACGUAGCACCGGGGUGCCAGAGUGGCUUGAUAUGAUCAAGCAGGAGUUUGAGAAUCUCAACCAUGAAGUCAUAGUUGCCAAGGUACAAAGGGAUGACUAUGAGCAGAAGAAAAAGCAGAGACAUUUUAAUCAACCUGCAUUCUUGCUGUCGAUCUUGCUAGUUAACAGUCAAAUCCAGGAGAUGGAUGCCUUUCGACGAACGCUUUAUGAGCUAGAAAGAAAACAUGAAGCGAUGAAAGCUCAAUAUCACAUGUGGGAAGAAGAAGUUGUUAGAUUACGACGUGAGGUCGAGCAACGUGGUGGCACUGUUCAGCCCCCACAUCCCCAUCCGCAUAAUCAACCACCACCACCUACUAUUGGGCAAGGCCAAUCGAAUCUUUUCGGGGGAAUCAUUAAUGGUGGUCCUGGCGGUCCUGGCCUAGUUGCCCCUCCUCAGAUGGCCGAGCCAUCGCAACAACAGCAACAUCCACAGCACCAUCCCAGCCAACAACCUCCUUCAUCUCAACAGCAACAUAUGCAACAAGUUCCUCAACAGCAGCAACAUCAUCAGCAACAUAUCCAGCAACAUUCAUAUGGUGGACCUGGUGGGCCUGGAAUGUCACAAGGAGGUCCUGCACCUCAUUCUCCUUACAUGAAUGGGAAUAGCGGAUUGCCACCACAGUCUGGCCAAGCACCAUCUAAACGAUUUAAAACAGAGAGCGACGGACCACGCUUCAAAACAGAGAGCGAUGUUCCUUCGCCUGGUGCCCCUGGUAGCAUGUAUGGCAACAUGUCCCCUGGCCCUCAUGCAAACCCAAAUAGCCAAAUCCCCCCUGGGAUUGGGUCUUAUAAUACACCUGCCCCUCUUGGCUCAAAACAAUCUUCUAAGCCUGGAAAGAGCGGGCCUUAUACAUCAACCAAAGAGGAGCCACAGUCGUCGCCAGCAUCCAACAAGCGUAAGACAGGCGCUUCCUCUACUCCCACUACUGUAGCACGAACUGGGAGAGCUUCAGGAUCAUCGAAUUGGAGCGAUGAUCCUGAUAAUGUACCGCCACAGUUGAAACGUGAAGGGCCUGAUUGGUUUGCAAUUUCGAAUCCUAAAGUGCCACAGCUGCUCAAAGUCGAUCUUCAUCAUACGAUGGAGCACUCAAGUGUCGUUUGCUGUGUUCGAUUCAGUGCGGAUGGGAAAUACCUUGCUACUGGCUGUAAUCGCAGUGCUCAAAUCUAUGACAUUGUCACUGGUCAGACUGUGUGCAUCUUAGCAGACGAUACCGUAGGUAACGAUGAUCUCUAUAUUCGAUCAGUCUGCUUCAGUCCUGAUGGCAAAUACCUUGCCACUGGCGCAGAAGAUAAACAGAUAAGAAUCUGGGAAAUUGGCCGUAAGAAGAUCCGCAUGGUCUUAAAAGGGCAUGAACAAGACAUUUAUUCUCUGGAUUUCUCUAGAGAUGGAAGGAUUAUCGUAUCUGGUUCUGGUGAUCAAACUGCUCGUGUUUGGGACAUGGAUACAGGGAAAUGCCUACAUAUUUUGACAAUGGGCGAUGUUGAUCUGAAGGAUGCAGGAGUGACCUCGGUGGCCAUUUCCCCAGAUGGUCGCCUUGUCGCCGCUGGCUCUCUGGAUAAGAUGGUCCGAGUCUGGGAUACACACACUGGACAGUUACUUGAUAAAUUAGAAGGUCACAAGGACUCUGUCUACAGCGUGGCGUUCGCGCCUGAUGGCAAGACCCUUGUUUCAGGAAGUUUAGACCGUACACUACGUUCGUGGGACCUUAACCUCAGUGGACGAGGCGGCCCCAAUGGAUCGCGUGGAAGCAUAUGCAAGGCAACAUUUAAUGGACAUAAGGAUUUCGUGCUCUCAGUUGCUGUAUCGCCUGACGGUAGAUGGGUUGUUUCUGGAUCCAAGGACCGGGGGGUUCAAUUCUGGGAUCCCAACACAACAGCUGUUCAGUUUAUGCUACAGGGCCACAAGAACUCUGUAAUCUCUGUUGCAUUAAGUCCAGCAGGAACUUACUUUGCAACAGGAUCAGGAGAUACCCGUGCUCGCAUAUGGAGCUAUGAAUCUACACAGGAUUAG
Messenger RNA from Lobosporangium transversale, 2088 nucleotides. Its product is annotated as WD40-repeat-containing domain protein. Gene Ontology annotation, biological process: nuclear migration; establishment of mitotic spindle orientation; microtubule organizing center organization. Lineage: Eukaryota; Fungi; Mortierellomycota; Mortierellomycetes; Mortierellales; Mortierellaceae. Gene Ontology annotation, cellular component: cytoplasmic microtubule; microtubule associated complex; nuclear envelope. Gene Ontology annotation, molecular function: dynein complex binding; microtubule plus-end binding. Bases 1 to 2088 code for a protein of 695 amino acids. The record is from RefSeq and is a predicted model, not a curated record. The transcript is spliced from 10 exons.